Messenger RNA from Contarinia nasturtii (swede midge), 621 nucleotides. RefSeq names its product general odorant-binding protein 19d-like. Bases 78 to 521 code for a protein of 147 amino acids. The record is from RefSeq and is a predicted model, not a curated record. Gene Ontology annotation, biological process: sensory perception of smell. Gene Ontology annotation, molecular function: odorant binding. The transcript has 3 exons. Lineage: Eukaryota; Metazoa; Arthropoda; Insecta; Diptera; Cecidomyiidae.
UUCGAAAGCAAAUCAACCAGUCGUUCUGAGUAAUCAUUCGAAUUAACUCCAAUCCACUAAAAUUUAUUCGAUUCAAAAUGAAAGCAUUUUUCGCAUUUGUCGUGUUUGGUGUUGUGUUUGCCGUUUGCAUGGCCGCAAUAGCACCCGAACAACGCCACGAAUUUGAGCAGAAACUCAUUGAUGAAUGUAAAGGACCAUCACAUGCGAAUGAAGACGAAAUUAAAAGCUUGCAAAACCAUGAAGUGCCACAAACUCAUAACGGAAAAUGCUUGUUGGCUUGUAUCCAGGAAAAAUUGGGAAUUUUGGUGGACGGUAAAUUGUCGGUCGAAGGGGCCAAAGCAAUUGGAGCUAAGAAACACGAAGGUAAUCCAAAGAACACCGCUCUUUUCUACGAAAUGGUUGAUGAAUGCCAAACUGUUGCUGACCCCGAUCGAUGUGAAGCAGCCACCAAGUUUAUGGGAUGCAUGGUUAAUGCUGCUGUUAAACGUGGUGUUGAUCCAAAGGAAGGUCUCAAAGACUAAAUCGAUUUUUAUUAAUUGUGAUAUGAAAUAUCAAAUGAUCAGUAUCAAUUUCUGAAAUAAAUAAUAAUCUCAAUAAAGUAUAGAGCACAAAAACAUAAAA